Messenger RNA from Oncorhynchus nerka (sockeye salmon), 745 nucleotides. Its product is annotated as DNA annealing helicase and endonuclease ZRANB3-like. The annotation marks the transcript as partial. Gene Ontology annotation, biological process: replication fork processing; DNA repair. The transcript has 5 exons. NCBI's taxonomy places the organism in Eukaryota, Metazoa, Chordata, Actinopteri, Salmoniformes, Salmonidae. Gene Ontology annotation, molecular function: ATP-dependent chromatin remodeler activity; ATP binding. The record is from RefSeq and is a predicted model, not a curated record.
GGGGAUCAGUAGCAGUAAGGUAACAGUGUUGGGUUACGGGCUGCUCACCACAGAUGCACGCCCCCUGGUGGAGGCUCUGACCAGACAGAGGUUUAAUGUGGUGGUGGUGGAUGAGUCCCACUACCUCAAGUCCAGGAACGCAGCCAGGUCUAGGAUACUGGUACCACUCAUCCAGAACGCCAAGCGGGCCAUCCUACUGACGGGCACCCCGGCCCUGGGACGGCCAGAGGAGCUCUUUAUGCAGAUAGAGGCUCUCUAUCCUAGGAUGUUUGGAACGUGGAGUGACUACGCCAAACAAUACUGUAACGCCCACUACAGGUUCUUUGGUAACAGGAGACAGUGGGACAGUCGUGGUGCCUCUCAUCUAGAGGAACUCCACCAGCGUCUCAGUGAAAUCAUGAUCCGGAGGCUGAAGGUCCAGGUCCUCCCCCAGCUACCCCCUAAAAUACGCCAGCGCAUCCCCUUCGACCUGCCCAAAGACGCUGCCAAGGAGGCGAGCGGCAGCUUGGAGGAGUGGGAGCGCCUGAUGAGGACGAUGGGUUCGGGGGUCUCUGCCACGGACAACCCCUUCACUGAAGUCAUGGGGCUCGUGACACGCAUGUACAAACAGACCGCCAUCGCUAAGGCCGGAGCAGUGAAAGACUACAUAAAGAUGCUGCUGGAGACUGAGAAGUUAAAGUUCCUGGUGUUCGCUCAUCACCUGACCAUGCUACAGGCAUGUACCGAGGCUGUCAUCGAAGCCAAG